AUGCAAAAUGACAAAAAUGCUGCUUCUCUUUUAAACAAUGAAUUAGAUAAAUUAGCUAAAACUAUAGUAACAAAACAAUUGGAAAGAGACAAAAUUAUAACUGAGUACAAUAAGAAAUUGGAAAGUGUAGAACAACUAAUUAACGUUUUACUAAAUUUACAACAAACUGAUACUAGAAAUGUGGUUAAUUGUGACAAAUUAGAUAAGAUUUUAAAUAAAGGCAUGAAAAUAUAUAAAGACGAGACAGACGGUAUGGAAUAUUGUAUGAUACCGAUAAGAAAAAAAUCGGAUACGGCUGACACGAGUACUAUUGCCUACAAAGGGCAACAACAAGAUGUUUUAGUAAAAAAUAAAACUGAAGAUAACGGAUAUAACAUUAUAAAUAGAAAGGAAUUAGAGUUAAAUAAAAGUAGCGAAGGGGGAAAAAAAAAGAAGAAGAAGAAGAAGAAGAAAAACAAUAUACCAUGCUCUUUUUGUCAUGAAAUAGGUCAUGUAAGAUCUAAAUGCCCCAAAAUAUAUAUGCCAUCCUUGUAG
Saccharomycodes ludwigii is the source of this 534-nucleotide messenger RNA. RefSeq lists its product as uncharacterized. The transcript has a single exon. The record is from RefSeq and is a predicted model, not a curated record. Gene Ontology annotation, molecular function: zinc ion binding; nucleic acid binding. NCBI's taxonomy places the organism in Eukaryota, Fungi, Ascomycota, Saccharomycetes, Saccharomycodales, Saccharomycodaceae. The coding region runs from base 1 to 534 and encodes 177 amino acids.